UGUGAUGGUCAAGCUUGUUCUCCAUUCGCUCAAUGCUGUCCUGGAUUUUAUUGCAAGGAUGAAUCUGGGCUUACAUACUGUCAAAAGAAUCCACCAACUUUUAAUUAAAAAUAAUUUUAAACCCUUCAAUUUUCUUCUUUUUAUUCAAACGGGGAAUUUUCUUUCCUUUCUUUACUAUAAAAUUCUUUAUUUCGGUAAAAUUCAUGUUCGUCUUCCCCUUUUUCCUUCAUUUGUACAUAAUGGUCAGACUUUCUUUCUUCCUCAAUUCCACUUAAUUUUUCUGUGGCAUAUUCAAAUGAGAGACAUUGAUACAAAACAGUUUAAUUUUAAAUAUAAAUGGCCGCUUUUGACUGGAAUUAAUUAA
Molecule: messenger RNA, 364 nt
Organism: Meloidogyne enterolobii
Lineage: Eukaryota; Metazoa; Nematoda; Chromadorea; Rhabditida; Meloidogynidae
Source: the annotation of a GenBank genome assembly